Molecule: messenger RNA, 2604 nt
Organism: Pygocentrus nattereri (red-bellied piranha)
Lineage: Eukaryota; Metazoa; Chordata; Actinopteri; Characiformes; Serrasalmidae
Gene: clec14a
Product: C-type lectin domain containing 14A
Exons: 1
Coding region: 95-1258 (387 amino acids)
Biological process (GO): positive regulation of axonogenesis
Cellular component (GO): cytoplasm
Molecular function (GO): calcium ion binding
Source: RefSeq, a predicted model, not a curated record
AUACAAAGUAGAUGGUCACUAUGUUGCAGACAGUGAGAGCCAGGAGGCUGACAGAGAGGCACUGCUGACAGGACACGAGGCACAGGACAGAGCCAUGGAUUACUGGACUGGAUUAUAUUUUCUCAACAUUCUGAAUGUCGUCUUUUGCACGCCUGAUGCAUUCUACACUGUAAACUUGGAUUACUAUUCAUUUGAAAAAGCUCAAACAUCCUGCAAGUCUGCCGGUAACGGUAUUUUGACUGACAUGGGCAAACCACAGGAAACUAAAAAGAUUCUGAAAGCCAUUGAGGACAAGAGAAAUGAAAACUUAACUUCUUUUUGGAUUGGCUUGAAGAAAAAUAGGGCAGCGUGUGUUGAACCCAGGCUUCCACUCAAGGGCUUCUUCUGGAUUGUGGAUAAUAGUACUGAAUUUGAGGCUGAUAAGUGGAAAUCAGAACCUAAAAGUACUUGCACAAGUGCUCUUUGUGGACUGCUCUCAGUGAACUACAGUGGCUCUGCAAUAGAAAGCUGGCAGUUAGAUUCUGGCACGUGCAAGCAAACAAAUCCUUUUAUUUGCAAACAUGAAGGACAGAUUGAGAAGCCUUGCCCUGGACCAUUGAUAAAUGGACCUUUUGACUCCAUGCAAAAAACGAACGACCCGUACACUCUUCACGUUACUUGUAAAGACAACAAAACUUUCACACUGUCCUGUUCAACAACCACCCAUGAAUGGACACUGGUGAACAACCCCAAGACAGACAUAUCACGACUCUGUCUGGAAUGUGAAAAGGGCUACGAAAAGAAUGCAGGAGGAAAUUGUGUGGAUGUAGAUGAAUGUGAACAAUUCCAACCAUGCAAACAUUGCAGUAAUACAGUGGGCUCAUACAUUUGUAAAUGUCCAGAUGGGACAGAGGGUACAGAUAAAAACUGUAAGAAGCCAAAAGAAACUCCCACUUUUAUGACUAGCCCUGAUAACACCGAUUUCCAGGAAAAAACAUCUCCCUCUUCUGUGGAGAACACGCCUCAACCACACAGUACAAUUGAGAGCAGUGUUCACAUCGAGGGCAGCACUGGAGACCUGUCAAACAUCAUCUUCCCUGUCAUUAUAGCUUUGCUGAUCUUCGUGGUGCUAGUUGUGAUCAUUGCAGGCAUUGUCAAAUGCUGCCUCAUAAGACGCUCUAAGAAACGGGCCAAGAAAAGGGCGGAGGCCUCUAAAGAGUCAAUGGCUCUGAAUGGAUCGGAUUCCAUGGACAAGGUGAACGAAAAGGAGGUGUUCUAAGUGAGUGUCUGUAUUUUUAAAGAACUCAGGAGCUCAGUGACAAUGAAUGUACAGUGACAUCCAAAAAUCUAAGACCACAUUGUAAAUCGAUGUUUUAGAAUUUUGGCCUUUGUACAAAAAAGUGUUUUUUUUUCCCCAAAUCGCCUCCACUGAAUUUUGUUCAGACAUGGGGCUCAGGUGGAAUUGAUCUACUCAUCAUUGACUUACAUAAACUUGAGAGGAGUUCAUACCAGCCUAAGUGCACACUGCCAAUAAAGCAAAAUAUGAACAUAUGGGGGACAUAUGAAACACUAAGGAAUUCCAAUAUGCAUGUAUAUACAUCAAAUAUGAUAACUUAUCACUCAAAUUAUUUGCUGAUCUUACAAUAUGUCAUAAAAACAUAUGCAAAAUAUAAGCAUGUUCACUACAUCAGCUUGACUUUGAGUUUUACUCAGGAAUCAUAGUAAUGUUUUGCAGUAUGAAACAAGGUGCAGAUGCCUGAUACAAAUAUUAUGUCCAGGAGUUCAAUAUUAAUUUGGACAGAUUUCAAUUCAUGAGGACUUUAUAUUCAAGCUGUUAAUGUGCAUAGGGGUCCAGUUAUUAUAUCUCAACAUUAAUGUUUUUGUGUAGAAACUAUCAAGUCUUUGCAAUGGAUUAGUCAGAACAACAGCUUAUAUAUAUAUUGUAAUAAGAUUGAAAUCUAGAUUGGUCUACACUAUAUUUCCAAAAUUUUGUAGACACCUGCUUGUCCAAUUCUGAAAUCAAGGAGGAUUCUACUCUUUUAAAAAGGCUUUACACUAGAGGUUGGAACACUGCUGUGAGGAUUUGACUGCAUUCAGCCACAAGAGCAUUAGUGAGGUCAGGUACUGAUGUUAGAUGAUUGGUUCUGGAUCACAAAUGCCAACUCAUCCCCAGAGGUAUUGAAUGGAGCUGGAUCAUUCCACAGCUCAAAGCUGGGACUGGGGGAGGUGAUUUAUACCCCCUUUAGCACACCCUUGGCAUUGGGCAUGAUGACCUUAGACAUGGUGUGGCUGCUCCAAAAUGUUGCAUUCUAUUAGCAAAGUUUUUAUAGAGAUUAUUCAAGCUGUUUGUGCACAAUUGAGCACCUGUGUUAGCAACAGGCACAACUAAAAGGUGCUGAAUACACUAAUAAGAAGGGAUGUCUGGAUACUUCUGGACAUAAGGUGUGGCUUAAAACCCACAAAUUAUAACAAAAGAAGAAAGUCAAUGUAUGUACAUGUAUAACAUAUCAAAGAUUGUAAUAACAUGUGAUAAUGUCUUUUGCAGAACCAAAUCAUUUGAAGAGAAUGUCUGAAAUAAACCAUGAAUUCUGUGUCAUAAUAAAAAUGCAUGUAUUGGCAUAUAAA